Messenger RNA from Lemur catta (Ring-tailed lemur), 3037 nucleotides. It is a transcript of the gene SNX22, whose product is annotated as sorting nexin 22. The coding region runs from base 74 to 658 and encodes 194 amino acids. Lineage: Eukaryota; Metazoa; Chordata; Mammalia; Primates; Lemuridae. The record is from RefSeq and is a predicted model, not a curated record. Gene Ontology annotation, molecular function: phosphatidylinositol phosphate binding. The transcript is spliced from 7 exons.
CGCGGGGUCCCCCGUCCGCGCCGGGGAGCUCGGGCUCCGAGCGUCGCGCCGGCGGGGCCGGUCCGGGGCGCGGAUGCUGGAAGUUCACAUCCCGUCGGUGGGGCCCGAGGCCGAGGGGCCCAGGCAGAGCCCAGAGAAAGGCCACAUGGUGUUCCGAGUGGAGGUGCUGUGCCGCGGGCGCAGGCACACCGUGCUACGGCGCCACAGCGAGUUCCACGCGCUGCACAAGCGGCAGAUCAAGAAACUGUACAAAGUGCCCGACUUCCCCUCGAAACGCCUGCCCAACUGGAGGACCAGAGGAUUGGAACAGCGCCGACAGGGCUUGGAGGCCUAUAUCCAGGGCAUCCUAUACCUAAACCAGGAUGUGCCCAAGGAGUUACUGGAAUUCCUGAGACUUCGCCACUUCCCUACAGACCCCAAGGCUGGCAGCUGGGGCACCCUGGGGGAGUUCCUGCCUAGCGACAGCAGCUCGCAGCUGCACCACCGGCCUGUCGUGAGCUUCUGCAUGGACCCCUACAUUCGCAGCCCCUCCCCAGAACUUCUGCCCAACGUGGUGGUGAAUGGCGUGCUCCAGGGCCUCUACGGCUUUAGCAUCAGCCCCGCUGAAGACCAGCCAAAGGCUGCCAGUCACCCUGCUCCUCUGCCACCAAUGCCCUGACCAGCCCAGAGGCCUCUGGGCCACCUGCCAAGACAGUCAUGUGCCUCAGUCCUACAGGCUCCAUAUAAGGCUAGGUCCUCCUGUGGCCUGGAUCCAGAACUUAUCGAAGGCCCAGUUGUGCUCCAUCGCUACUCAAGCCCUAGAACCCAGCUGGUAGCAGGGGAUGGUGGAAUUCGUGUUCUUAGAGCCCAAGGGCCAAGGCAAGGCCAAGAAGAUAAGAAGUCAACUUAGAGGUAGGCUCUGAAAAGGUACAGGUGUAUUUCUUAACCCAGACAAGGCGGUGGCAGCUGGGGAGUGAACGUUGAGGCACAGUAGCUGGCCCAGUUUAGAAGCAAGGGGCAAAAGGUCCUGGCUUUCUGUGGGUAACACCUGGGGCCAAAGUUGCAGCUAGAGCCCAAGGAAGGGGCAGGCAUGUUGGGACGCAGACUUGGUGGGGUGGGGGACGGUGCCGCAGGCUCUCACGAACCAGCCCACACGAAAGUUAUAAAAAAAAACCCACAUUUUUUUUAUUGGUCAGUGUUGGUAGGAGUUUGUUAAAAACUGGACCCGUGGGCGUGUGGAAUGUGAGGGAAGUGGGUCCACGCCGUCAGAUGCCAGCUCUAGGGCCAGGGCAGCACAGAGCCCUGUGGCAGACUAUCUUCACCCCCACGAAGGCGACAGGGCCUGCACAGACAGUUGCUCAAAGGGACGGGCCCCUGGCGCCCUACUCCUUGGCGAUGGCAAAGGGCUUCUCCACCUCGAUCUUGCCACAGUCUGCGAUGAUCACAUCCUUCAGGGGCUUGUCACGACUGUCCGUCUUGGUGGUCUCCACCUUCCGCACCACAUCCUGGGAAGGCAAGGCAGAAGCAGGGGGUCAGGAGGUCCCUGCACCACUCAGGAGAGAGGCCCUGCGUCUGGCUCAGGAGGGCUGAGCCCCACGUGUCAUCAACAGCGCCAAAACUCUAACGGACUCACGGCCAGGGCAGGGCGAAAGAUUUGACAAGGGGAAUGCAGAAGUUUUGUUCCUUUGAAGUAAAACCCAGGUUGGGCCAAGGGUGAGAAGAGGCUGGUUGGGGAGUGUGGUACCAAGUGGCUUCUUAGGGACAUCAUGUUCAGCUGUACUCUGUACAACUCGGGGAUGGGAGCCAGCACAUCACUGAGGGAAUGAAUGAUGGAACGGAGAUUCCUGUAGUUGUGCAGCCUCAACAAGGCCUCCUGGCUGGGCUUGCCAGGGCCUGGAAGAAUUUAGAAGCUUGUGGACACAAGGAUGCAGGCUGUUUAUUCUGGAUUCCCCCCAGGUUAGGAGACAUGAGCACUGGUCUAAAUCUGUGGGUUGGGUCCUUUUGGAAAAGGGACAAAAUACAUGGAGCCCCUGCCCCGAGGUCUGUGUUAGAUCCCGGUGAGGACUGGCCGGGUUGGCCCCCACGUCCAGAACUCACCAUGCCCUCUAGAACUUUGCCAAACACCACAUGCUUGCCGUCUAGCCAGGCCGUCUUGACCGUGGUGAUGAAGAACUGGGAGCCGUUGGUGUCUUUGCCUGCGUUGGCCAUGCUCACCCAGCCAGGCCCGUAGUGCUUCAGCUUGAAGUUCUCGUCGGGGAAGCGUUCACCAUAGAUGCUCUUUCCUGGGAAGACAGAGUAGGUCAGGGGGGCUGGGUUGGCCCAAACCAAGCAGAUGUUUGGGGUGAGGAUCGAAGGGGCUAAACCUGUCCUCUGUGCCAGGCUAGGCUUGGAUGGAGUUCAAGGACAUAAAAGCUGUCCCCUUCCUAUUGUCUGGCCUUAGAGCCAAGCCAUGCUGACUGACACCAAGUGGGGCAUAAGGCCUGGUUGACUGAGUGAAUAGCUCACGUGAUGUGCUACUUUGAGAGUAUAGUUUUAUGGCUUUAAAAUAAGGCAUAUAUUAUCAGUUACCCUUGGCUAUGGCCUGAGGCCUGCCACAGAAGGACUGUGGCGGAGAGAGGUGCUAUGCAGGAUGCAGGAGAACCAGGGAGGUAGGAACCUUCCAGAAAAGGACUGCUGUGGCUGCCCAGCUUGUCUUCCUAAGAGCACAAAAGACACGGUCACAGCUGCAGAGCAGAAAGCAGCCAGAGGGGGUGGGGAGGGGCAGGGAGGGGCUGCCACUGGGUUCUGGAGAGUCAAAGCCUCUUACCAAGCAAUGAACAUAAAACAAAAGGCAGCUAUGAAUAUGUGUAACGUGUCUGUCCAUGUGGGGCUUGGGGACAGGACGAAGGGAGCAAAAAGCAGAUUUCUACAUGACUGAGGAGGUGCUAGUUCCAAAGCUGACUCCAGGAGAAACACUGAAACUCUUCUUUUUCCUUGUUGUCUCUUAGAGAUUCAUACUGUGCAUUAGGCCCAGAGAAACCCAGCAAUAAAGAGGUCAUUUUCAUUUUGUUUUACUCAA